Molecule: messenger RNA, 2794 nt
Organism: Coregonus clupeaformis (lake whitefish)
Lineage: Eukaryota; Metazoa; Chordata; Actinopteri; Salmoniformes; Salmonidae
Product: high-affinity choline transporter 1-like
Exons: 9
Coding region: 387-2102 (571 amino acids)
Biological process (GO): choline transport; acetylcholine biosynthetic process; transmembrane transport
Cellular component (GO): plasma membrane
Molecular function (GO): choline:sodium symporter activity
Source: RefSeq, a predicted model, not a curated record
AAGGGGUCUGAAUACUUUCCGAAUGCACUGAACCUGGAUAUGAGCCAGGCAGUUUAAUGAUUAACAUGAGGAAAUUGGCGCACUGGAAUCCCAGACCAUAAUGAUUCCUUAUAAGGGAUGUACCCGACGAUGACAGAAUACAGCUCUGUAUAGUAGUGCAAAACUAAAAUAAAUCACUAAAUCAUGAACUUUUUCACAGUGUGGUCAACACAUGGUUUUACUACAAUUGUUUUUGCAUUUUAGUCCAUGUGAGUGUACUGUAAAUAUCAAUUAUUAACUUGUUAUAUUGAGUACACUAAUAAACUCCUAGGACUAGAGGGAGGAGUUAGAAGAUAUUCUCAAAGUACAUUUAGGUUUCUCCUCUGAGAGGAUCAAGACAAUUGCACAUGGAGAUGGCACUCAACUGGCCUGGCCUGCUGUCGAUUGGGGUGUUCUACCUCAUUGUCCUCGCGACAGGCGUCUGGGCGUCAAGGAAGUCCAAGCGUGAGGAGAGGAAGUGCACUGGAAACCUUAGUGAGGUUGCCAUGGUUGGAGGGCGGAACCUCAACAUCUGGGUCAGCAUCUUCACUACCACAGCUACAUGGGUGGGAGGAGGUUUCAUCUUAGGCAAUGCUGAGGUGAUCUAUGACCCUAAAAGGGGCCUGGCCUGGGCCAUCGGACCGAUAGGCUUCUCCCUCAGCCUCGUUGUAGGUGCAUUGUUCUUUGUGAAACCGGUCCGAGAGAAGAAUUACGUCACCAUAAUGGAUCCGUUCCAGGAGAAGUAUGGGAACACGUUAACUGCUAUUCUCUUUGUCCCAUCCCUCCUUGCUGACAUCUUCUGGAUAGCCUGUGUGCUCGCUGCAUUGGGGGGAACGGUGAGUGUAAUCAUGGAUAUCCCAUCACCCUUGGCUGUGGCCCUGUCUGCUGCCGUGGCAGUUCUCUACACACUGCUGGGAGGGCUGUAUUCGGUGGCCUACACUGAUGUCAUCCAGCUCAUCUUCAUGUUCCUCAGCCUGUGGUUUUGUGUGCCCUUCAUACUGAUGAGCCCUGCCUCAGCAGACAUUACAGUCACAGCUGUGACAAAACUGUAUCAGGAGCCAUGGACCGGCAGGCUGAAGUUGGCAGAUGCAGGGCGCUGGCUGGAUGACCUGCUGCUGGUGACUCUAGGUGGAAUCUGUUACCAGGCCUUCUACCAGAGGGUCCUGGCCACAGCCACUGUGGCUCAGGCUCAGUUCACCUGCUAUGCUGCCUCUGUCGUCUGCUUCAUCCUCUCCAUACCACCUCUUCUCAUUGGUGCUGUGGCAGCAUCCACAGAUUGGAACCAGACCAGUUUUGGUCUACCUACUCCCUUUGAGCAGGGCAAGGCGGGUAUGAUUCUGCCCAUCUCCCUGCACCACCUGUGCCCGCCUUUCGUCUCUCUUGCUGGAAUCGGCGCCAUUGCUGCUGCCGUGAUGUCAUCGAUUGACUCUGCCCUGCUGUCUUCUGCGUCCCUUUUUGCCCGAAACAUCUACAAAAACAUUAUCAGCAAAAGGGCCUCUGAGAAAGAGAUUCUACUGGUUGUGAAGGUGUCCAUCCUACUGUUCGGUCUGAUGGGGGCGGGCUUGGCAAUGACAACCUCCUCUGUGUAUGUAUUCUGGAUGCUCAGUGGAGAUGUGAUGUACUCUGUGGUCUGUGCCCAGUUGAUCUGCGUCCUCUUUCUGCCUGGGAAGGUCAAUGGGUAUGGUGCCUUGGCAGGCCUUGUGGUAGGGCUACUGCUGCGGCUCCUAGUGGGAGAGCCCCUGCUUGGUGUGCCCGGACUCAUGCCCCUUCCCUGGGACAGCCUACAUGAUGACGGGCGUCUGCUGCAUGUCUUCCCCUUCCGCACCAGCAUCAUGUUGGUCUCUCUGGCCACCAUUCUGGUUGUAUCACGUUUUGUAACCUGCCUUUUCCUUAAAGGGCUCCUGCCUGACAACUGGGAUGUAUAUGGACUUGGCCAAAAAAUGAUGGUUUUAAUGAAGGAUAUGGUAGAUAAGGAUCCGACUGAGAAGAUUGGACUGAACACAAGGCAGCUGUACCCUAUUCCUCAUGCGAACAAAGAAGAUAUGAGCUCUUUACAAUGGCCUGGGGUCCCAUCAUGUAAAUAGUUACAGACCACGGCCAAAGGCCAGGAACAGGCAGGGCUCAAACACCACAGCACAGUUAAGACUCUUAAUUCAAUAAAGAAUGUUACCUUUCCAAAGAAAUUUAGCUUGUAGAAGGUACUGUUUCCUUGUUCUUGUUACUGGUAUGUCAUCUUCAUGUUUAUGGUAUCUUUGUAUGAAUAUUCUUCAAAGGCUGUUUGUUUAGAAAGCAAUACAAAUAUAAGCUAAAUAACGAGGGAUCAAGCAUGAAUCGACACCACCCUAGUUAAGUGGAAAAAUAAGGUAAAACGGUGAACUGUCACUUUAAGAGUUAGUCUCCCAAACACAUAUUAACCCUAGUCCUGGACUAAGUAGCACUUUUUCAAUGGAGAUUCUCUGUAUGCACUUUCUGGAUCCUGAGUGUCUAUAUCAUAUACAAACUGGUGUUAGCCCAGUUAGCUAUCCUAUUUCUGUCUAGACAGGUCAAUGAAUAUGGAGUAUGUUUGGGCUUUGGGAUAGGGCUUUUCCUUUGUGGCCUGUUUGAUGUGCCCACACAUAGUCAUACCUCUUCUUUGCUCUUAAAGUGGCGGGGCACAUAGUACAAGCCUUUCCCUUACUUCUCACCUUGGCCACAAUCCUUCUUGUGUCACGCUUGGCAGGCCACCUUUUCCUUACUGGCUACUGCCCCAUAGAUGGGAUUAUUAAUUAGGUCUGCC